This is a messenger RNA of Magnusiomyces paraingens, 3747 nucleotides long. RefSeq lists its product as uncharacterized. NCBI's taxonomy places the organism in Eukaryota, Fungi, Ascomycota, Dipodascomycetes, Dipodascales, Dipodascaceae. The transcript has 2 exons. Bases 1 to 3747 code for a protein of 1248 amino acids. The record is from RefSeq and is a predicted model, not a curated record.
AUGGGCUUAUUUUCAUCAUCUAAAGAAGAGACCCCCAAGGUCCCUACCAACACUACCUCGUCUAUGAUUAUUGAUGAAGCUGUCCCUAACGAAAUUAACGUUCCUGGGCCCACCACUGUUGCAAUUGAACAGGAGCGCAGAGCUAAUGCUGGUUUAUCCGGCACUGGCCACAGUACUAGUUCUCACCAUGGUUCUACCCACACCCAUGGAACAACUUCUACUCAAGGCUCUAGUACCCAUGGAUCUUCCAACACUUAUGGAUCGACCCCUCAUGGAGUCAGCACCGGAUCAACCACUAAUCCUACUACCGAUUAUUCCACUUAUCCCAAAGAUACUACUACAACUUCUGCUACUUCUCAACAGCCUGGCUUAACCACUGGUCAAACACAGCAAGACUUUAGCACUCCAACAGGAUACCAAGGAACUCCUCAAACUUCUCAACCUGGUUAUGGAACAACUGCCAAUACUUCUUCACCCAGUACACACAAUAAACACGGUUCCAAUACUUCCAGUACCAACCAUUCUUCAAGCCAAGACAACAACAAGAACUCUAAAGAUAAGGAUGAUCAAAGCUUAACUUCUAAGAUUAAGGAGAAGCUUCACAUUGGUUCUGAAAAUAAGUCUUCUUCUUCAAGUUCUCCUACAGCUUUUACUUCAACAGGAGAACAAGUUGAUGCCAACAAGUAUACUAAUCCUGCUACCCAGACCAAACCUACUGGUCAAGAAGGUGACUUUGGCUUCAAAAAUGCUCCAUCUGCUACUGAAUAUCCUGCUGAGUACGAGAAAUACAAGCACGGCCAUGCAGGCCAGACUACCGCCGGCGUUGCCGCUGUUGGUGGGGCUGGCGCCACAGCUGCUGGUUUGUCAUCAAAAAAUGACAAGCUGGGAAGUACUGGCAAGGCUUUAGGCGACAGAGACGUCCAACAGAACUUGCAAAAGGGCUAUGAUGCUGUUUCCCAGGGUAGUACUGGAACCAAAAACACAACGGCUUCUGGCUAUCCUCAGGGUUCUACCACUACUGGCAGCUAUCCCCAGAGCUCUGGCGUUAGUACUACCGGUCACCCCCAGAGUUCUAGCACUACUCAUGGUAAUACUGGAGUUCCAGCAGGUGCCGCUGCUAUCGGUGCUGGAGUUGCUGCCGGUGCCGCUUACGGCGGACAACAUGAGCCUGGUUCCUACUCUACUCAACCCACAUCUGGCCAUAACGCGGGAUCAACCACCGGUUCUUAUCCAACUGGCACUGUAGGAACCACUCGUUCAGUUCCUUCUGAUAGCCAACAGUCCCAAAUCCCAGGUCAAUCUAGCCAUGUGUCUGCUUCAGGAUAUCCUUCAUUCGGAACAACCACUAACACUGGACACCCUACAAAUACUGGUUCUAACUACCAAAGCGGCUCCAACCAACCCACAGGCGCCUAUGAUUCAUCCAGAUCUGCUCAGCCUCAGGAAACAACCUCUCACACCCAGUCUGGCUACAAUACCCAUCCUACUUCUUCUUCCAAAUACACUGAUGAGCAGUUGAGAAGUUCUGAGAUUCCCGGAACUUUCCAUAGCUCUGGAACCACACCCAGUUCUGGAUAUGAGACUUCCAACAGAGGCCUUCACGACUCUCAGAACACUUAUGGAACCACUCACAACACCCACGAAAACAAGGAGAAUGAGGGUGGAAUUACAUCUACUGUAACUGCUGGUCUUUCUGCAGCUUACAAUAGCGUUUUUGGAAGCUCUGAUUCUACUAAUCAGAAUAAGACUCAUGAUUCUAACUUUAAUGGAAAUAGAGAUCUUGACUCUACUUCUUCUGGCCACACUGGUCACACUGGUCACACUGGUCAUACUGGUCACACCGGCACCACAGCUGGCUACACAGGUACCACUGGCCAUACCGGUACCACUGGCCAUACCGGUACCACUGGUCAUACCAGUCAUUCUGGAACUGGUGCAGCACUUGGAGCUGCCGGGGCUGCCGGGGCUGCCGGCUAUGCUGGAACUCAUGGCCACUCUAAUCAACCCGGAACUACCGGUAAUACCGGUCAUACCGGUCACACCAGCAAUACCGGAACCCCUGAGUACACUAGUACCACUGGAACCACCGGUCAUGCCGGAACAAUUGGGCGCACUGAUCCCUCCGACCAUCACAAGAGCAGCCACAAGAAGACCUCUGACCGCACCGGUACUUCCGAGUACAUUGGCCACACUGGCACUCCUGGCACUGGCUACGGCCACGAGCCUUCUAGUGUUGCUGCCACAGGCACUGUUGGCAACCAGAACAUUACUGGUGGAGUUUUGGGCAGCUCACCUGGAGCUGUCAACUUGGGAACUGGGUCUAAGCCUGCCUCUGGGGCUCCCAAUGCUUUGGACUCUGCUUUGCAGCGUGGUGGCGACAAGGUAAGUCGCAGCGGCAAGGAAUUGGCUGCCGGUACCACUGCUGCUAUUGGAGCUACUGGGGCCACUUCAGCUCUUCACUCUGGUUCCAGAGCUGAUUACAACACUCCUGACUCUCAUUCUACCUCUCACAACGUUUCCAAGAAUGACUAUGGCACCAAGUAUUCCACCACAGAAGGUCAUGAUAGCUCUUCUUUUCCCGGUUCUUAUGGCUCUCACCCUAACAAGCAUAACAAUCCUACGACUGGCUCAUCUUUAAAUGAUGGCAAACAGGCUUAUGCUGGCCAGACCACCUACCCUGAAGGCUCAUCUCACCAGACUUCCACAGGCUCUUAUCCUUCAGAAACAUCCUCUGAUAAGCACCAUGGCACUACUGGUUUGCGUGAUGGUUCUCAGCCUAGCUAUGGCGCUACUGCUGGUACCACAGGUAGUCACAACACUCAUGGCACUCAUGGCACUCACGGUACAACUGGCACCACUACUCAGAGUUCAUAUACUGAUCCUCAAGUUGGUGAGUAUGGCACUCCUGGCACUCCCACUUAUACUGGAACCAGUGGUGCUCACGGAUCUCACAAUACUCACGGUACUGCGGGUGCAUUAGGUGCUGCUGGUCUUGCCGGUGCUGGUGCUGGUGCUGCGGCUGCCAGCCAUGGUCAUGGACAUGAACAUGGUCACGAUAAUAACACCCACACUACCCAUGGAACACACGGAAGUGCCGCUCAGAACACUCCUGGAUCUUAUGGUACCAAUACUCAAAGUGUUCCCGGUUCAUAUGGCUCUAACACUCAGAGCACUCCCGGUUCAUAUGGUUCUAACACUCAGAGCACUCCCGGUUCAUACGGAUCAAACACUCAGAGCACUCCUGGUACCCAUGGCACAAUUGCAACUGGAUCUUAUGGUGUCCAUGACAGAAAUACUCCUGGAACUACUGAUACUGGCUCUUAUGGUACUACUCAUGAUAACCAAAGAGGCUAUAACACUCAGACUCCUUCUGGUACUCAGAGUGUCCAGAGCGUUCACAGUUCUCAAGGACUCCAUAGUAGCCAAAGCCCUUCUCAUGGAACCCGUAAUGCUACUGCAGGUGCUGGUAUUGGUGCAAGUGCAGGUGCAGGUGCAGGUACCGGGGCUAGAGCAGCCUCUGCUGAUGAUUACUUGACUUCUGAACAGAAACGCGAGGUGAAGCAACACUACCAGAAUUACAACGAGAGCCUUGGACCCAAUGAAGAGAAGAUUGGGGGUGUUGUUGUUGUUCCAGUUCCUGAGAGUCAAAUGAAGGAAGCAUUGAAUACCCCACCUUCUCAGCUUGCUGAUAAGUACCUAAACCAGGCUGGCGUUGGUGGUCAAUCCAAUAUUGGAAAGCACCACUAA